Blastomyces dermatitidis ER-3 is the source of this 3215-nucleotide messenger RNA. Its product is annotated as Sin3 complex subunit. The record is from RefSeq and is a predicted model, not a curated record. The transcript has a single exon. Bases 336 to 2909 code for a protein of 857 amino acids. Gene Ontology annotation, cellular component: Sin3-type complex. NCBI's taxonomy places the organism in Eukaryota, Fungi, Ascomycota, Eurotiomycetes, Onygenales, Ajellomycetaceae.
CAUCCUCAGCCACUUGUGACGUCGCUGCUUCUAUCCAUCCUCCAACGACACUGUUGGUAUGGAAUUUCGUUCUUGCAGUCGAUCUACAACUUUUGAGGAUGCACACAUUAAACCACAGACUGUCCUAUCCUCCAAACCGAUGAUGGCCUUUUUCACUGACAGUGCUUAUUUGCUCACUCCUGGCCCUCCAGAGCCAUAACAAAUAACUGCAGAGGUACACCGCCGCUUGUCCGAUUCCGCAAGCACUUAAUCCAAAACCUCCUUCCAUAUACCGAUUCGAAAAACAAGGAGCCUACAAGGGAUAGAGAUAGUCCAUAUCCUGUUCUUGAGCUGCCAUGGCCUUUCCCAACGACACUGGUACUUUCUCGCCUCACCCCGCUAGUCCUCGAAACGGUGACAGGACUGCCGGUAGAGGUUAUUCAACACCUCCUCAUAUCGAAGCGGUCGAAGGUUCUUCUCCCAAGCAGGGCCAUCAAAGAUUCGUAUUUACAGACCCUGUUGCCUUUCGAUACCUGGAAGAGGACCCGUCGACAAUAGUGCUGGACCGGCGACGUACAUUGAAAGGCUAUGAAAUAUACAUUGUUGAGCAGUGGGCAUGCUCAAGGGUCCAUCCUACCUUUGUCAUCAACACAUAUACUGGCGAUCCUUCAAACACUGCAAUGGUGGCUGUGCUAAGUGUCCCAACGGAUGAAAAUGCCUGGUCCCCCAGAUUAAAGGUUUACUUCGAUGCUAUUGCCCAAUUUCAUGCUAGAAAACGAGAAACCCCUCUUGGAAUUUUGAUGGUUACGAAUCUGAGUAGUUUUCCUUCUGCGUUGACUGUGAUUCCCGUGCCUAAUGGCGAUGUGAAGAGACAUAGGGAGGAUUUCAUUGUUAACGAGGAUCUGAAACGCCUUGGCUGCUCGGGGCGAGCUGGUAUGAAUCUAAAACAACCCACCGCCGCUACGCAAGCCAAAUUUCACCAACUAUACAGAACGAGCGAGCGGGUACCACUCUAUUCGGCGGUAAUGGAGCUGGUAAAGCAAUGCCAGACGGCGCUGAUGAUUUUCGAUAAGCUGGUCCCUGAGUAUGUUGAUGGAUUGCUCUGUGACGUAACAGAGAAAGCCAUAAACGACUGGUGGACCGAUAUUGGAACCGACUUUUUCAACAUCGAGCCCAGCGAUGGGAUUCUAGGCCCAACGACAGUUUCCGCACUGCUUGGUACGUUGAUGGGAGCGAGGAACCGCCUUAAUGCGAACGGUGCCCCAGUCCCCAAGGAUGUUUUUGACGUGGCAACUCUAAAGCGAGGAAUAGAGAGCUUUCAGAAGUCCCAGAAACUGGAUAGGACUCGCAGACUCGAUCGACAGACAUUGGAUCGACUACAUCGGGUAACUGCAAAAGCCGCUAGUGGUGAUGGCUGGAAUGUACCACGCGCAGUAAAAUCCACUGUUGCAGAACUAGGAGGCAAAGGCGGAGAAAUGGUCAUGGGAAUUGUUGGCGGACGUGCCAAAGCUGGAAUCGCGGAAAUUGAAACCAUAGAUAUGGACCGAUUUGUUCAGUUAGUCGGAGGCGAACGGCCUAAAUGGCUCUGGCAUGGGAAGCCACGCAAGACCGGAAGUGAUAUCUUCCGCCAUGCUGCUGGAGACAACUCGAUGGUUUUUACGUGUGACGACCGUGGUGGAUAUAAAUGGACUAGUAGGAAGAGGGACGCUGCGUCUGAUCAUAACUCUGGCCGCCAUAGCCUUGAAACCGACUAUUCUGGAAAAAUGCUUGAUUCCCCAGCUACUCUUUUGGAUGACAGGGAACAGCAGCUAAAAGGUGCCCUAAAACGAUCCGUCACUGGCAAGGUAUCCGAUGCCCGUGCAGGGUUUGGUCGUUUCAAGGACGCUGUUGGACUACCUAGUCUCCGGUCUCAUCAUCACAAGCGGUCUAGAGAUGGCGUGGAUUUUGAAAAUGAGCUAGGCUCUCAUUCAAACAUGGGCUAUUUUGGACCGCCGUCUACGCAAACUCAGGACGAGAAUUUUCCAGAUGCCGAACAAUUGCCAUCGAUAUAUCCGGAAAAUCGAGACGAUACCACCCAAGCUUUGUAUGAACUGCCACCGAAUGAACCACUAUCCACUUCCAAUGUUAUCUCCGUUAAAGCCCAUGAGGGUCCUAUCCCUGACGAUAAGCAUUCAACAACUAAUGAAUCACAACUCAGCGAGGAAGCUGCGCUAUCUGCUGGGGAAGGCAAAAUUGCGCUCGAAAGUGCUGAACCAAAACCAGCAGAGCUAGGGGGAGCUACACUACCCGCUAGCAUACCCCUUCGACGGCCACGAAGCCAUUGUGUCCUUCCCUCUGAACCGUCAAACAAUCAAGGCGAUUCCCGUUGGCCACGGCACCUAUCCUUUAGCGCCGUAGAAGAUACGAUUCUUACAUGGAAAAAUAUCCCAGAUUGGGACCCAAUUCUCGAUACGAAAGACACGACCCCCGCGGACGCCAUGUUGCGGGAGGAUAUCCUCGCGUCCGACGCGCAGUAUUACGGCGGUAAGAUUCACGCCUUGCACGCUACGAUCGCGCCUUGGGUUGAGAACCAAGUCUCCGCCGUUGAAUUCAUAAACGUCCGUGCCCAGGCCUGGUUAGACGAGCUCAACUCUGUCUACCAUGAGAAGAUUGAAGAUUUUCGCGGGUUGCAGACACGCACCGCUGAUCUGCUUGCGGUCGAAGGUUCGGGUCUCAUGGAGGGCUCCAAGAAAGUCGAACUGCUAGGUGCAAAGCUUGAUUAUGAGCUCAAUGCGCUACAGUCGAGGGUCGAAGAGGUGGAUGCCGGAUUGAGUGAUUACGAGCGGCAUAUCGUUGGUAUCGAAAAUAGGGUUAGGGAUCUGGUUAAGGAUGAUACGCAGAAGGCGAGGGAAUCGUGGUUUAGCUGGGGCAGUGGGCUCCUUGGACGGUGAAAUGGGUGUUUGAUAAUAAUGGAUCAAGCCGGCCUCUUUUCUUUAACUUCCCCUCUUUAGCUCUGGGAGGUACAUAUUGGAAUGUUUCUAUUUACCCCUUUACUUUUUGAUACAGGGGUUCGCAGUGCUGCAUAUGCAGAUUACUUAGAGCUGGUUUAUACCCUGUUUGAUUGUACUGUACAUAUAGUUACUACUCGCAUAGCAAGGCGUUUCAUAGCAGCAGACAAGCAUAGCAAAUCAAAGAAGUAUUUCAUUGAUCACUUAAAUCGAAUGGCAUCUAUCUGCUCUACCAUACCAAGAUAGCAA